AUGACGAUCACAACACCAAACAACAACGGGCAACUCGCCCGCUGGCUUAACAGGAAAGGAGAUCUAUGCUUCGAAAUAGCCUUCUUCGCGACUGCCGCCAUAUCUUUCGUCGCCUUGGGCGCUUUCAUCAUCGCUCUCAGCUUGGUCGUCGGAGGCCUACUCGUCGCGGGCGUCAUAUUGUUUUGCGCGGCGGAUAUGAUGAGCGAGAAGGUCAGCAAAGUCGCCCCAGGACAACAGAGUCAGGCACAGACAAAAGAAACGAUGAAACAGAAAGGUACCAUAAAGCAGGAAGGUGCCACGGAGCAGGAUGGCGUUCAAAAGAACUAUGACGACGCUCAAAAGAAAGACGACGACAUUAUGGAGAAGGGAGACGACACUCAAAAUAAGGACGGUCCCAAAAAGCAAGAGACGAAGAAGAAAAAGAAGAAGCAGAAGGCGACGCAGACAAGACCCAGCGAGACACAUACAAUGGAAUAUGGGGCCUCAUUGGAUAGGGAACGCAGGAUAUAUCUGGACAGCGUAAGAGGCGGAGCUGAAGAUGGACUGUACAGGACGGAAGAGCAACAUUGA
Colletotrichum siamense is the source of this 570-nucleotide messenger RNA. RefSeq lists its product as uncharacterized. The transcript has a single exon. The coding region runs from base 1 to 570 and encodes 189 amino acids. The record is from RefSeq and is a predicted model, not a curated record. NCBI's taxonomy places the organism in Eukaryota, Fungi, Ascomycota, Sordariomycetes, Glomerellales, Glomerellaceae.